ACUCAAAGUAAUUACACCUGACACAAUAAUGAAAAAAAUAGUUGGCUUAUGUGUGACAUAUUUGAUCAUUAAAGCGGUUGUCUGUGUUUACACGGAGGCUGACUGUAAAUCUAAGGAGGCGUUCGCUGCCAAAGCGGGUCAACUGACCGAUUGGAUCGCUAAAAGCAAGUUAACGUUUGACAUGUUAAAGGGCCAGUUUCCUGCCAGCGUCCAAGGUACACUCAAAAAGAUGCAAAAGGAUAUGUCCGAGUUUAAGACCAAUAAAGAGAAAUUGGUCAAAGAGGUGCAGUCGGGUAAAACAAGUUUGCCUGAUGGGUGCAAAAAGGCAAUGGCCAUGAUCAACAAAUUGCAAAAUGAUAUGCAGGCCCUUAAUGGUGCUAGGAAGAGUGUUUACACCGAGACUGACUGUAAGACUAAGGAAGCGUUCGCUGCCAAAGCGGGCCAACUGAACGAUGUGAUCGCUAAAUGCAAGGCAUUUCUGGACAUGCUGAAGGGCGCGGUGCCUGCAGGCGCCCAAGGUGCACUCACCAAGAUGCAAAAGGAUCUAGCCAAUUUUAAGACUAGUAAAGUGAAAUUGGCCAACGAGGUGCAGUCGGGUAAAACGAGUUUGUCUGAUGGGUGCAAACAAGCAAUGGCCAUGUACGAUAAAUUGAUAACAGAUAUGAAUACCCUCAGCGGUGCGAUGAAGGGUUAG
Messenger RNA from Medioppia subpectinata, 694 nucleotides. NCBI's taxonomy places the organism in Eukaryota, Metazoa, Arthropoda, Arachnida, Sarcoptiformes, Oppiidae. The record is from the annotation of a GenBank genome assembly.